This is a messenger RNA of Cercospora beticola, 1323 nucleotides long. The record is from RefSeq and is a predicted model, not a curated record. Lineage: Eukaryota; Fungi; Ascomycota; Dothideomycetes; Mycosphaerellales; Mycosphaerellaceae.
GAAAGUCUUACUCGUCGGCGGGCCUGAUCUGAUAGAAUACAAAAGCUGGACCUGCAGCGAGACAUUUUUCGAGUUUCACAGCUGCGGAGGAAAGCCAACGAAUAUGUACCAACCGGCGUUCGAGAGUUUCAGCCAGAGGCCAAAGACGGCCACACGCAGGAAUCAAAAUGCUUUGUACACACUGAUUCGCGACCAACUAUCUGUGCCAACAUGGCUGGUUCUCGGUGGUCUGCUUCAAGGCACGGCCAUGGCCGUUCUGCCUUACCGUAACCUCACCAUGGUCCUGCCAGCAGUCCUUUUCGUCGCAAACAAGUUGCUGCGCGCUGUCCUGAUGACAAUUGGAGUUCUGCCAAAUCCACUCAUGUCCAACGUGAUUCCAUAUCGCGUGGCUCCAAUCAUUCCUUCAGAAAAAGGCCAACAAGACAAGCCGGCCGAGGAGCAAGUGUGCGCCAUCAUUCUCGGAGUGGUUUCUCAUCAUCCUUUCGGCAUGUUUGGUCCAGGUUUCAAGGAAGUUGGCGAUCGUUUUGACGAUAUGGUCGACGAGAUGAGCCAAGAUGCCACAAGGCACGGUUUUCUAGGUGCGUCGGCGUGGGUCAAUGCCGCUGAGAGAACUUCCGGUAGGUGGAUUGCGAAGUCAGAUUUCACUUUUGAGAGCGUCUCCGCUGACGAACGCUUGCAAUGUGCAGGCAACGAGUUCAUGAGCAUCUUGUAUUUCGAGAACGAACACUACCUGCACCAGUAUGCACACGGCCCGUUGCAUACGAAAGCUAUGCAGUGGUGGAGAGAGGUGGAAGUCAAGAUCCCGUAUGUUGGUAUCAUGCAUGAAGUAUUCGCGUGUCCAAAGAGGUCAUGGGAAGGCAUCUACCUGAACUACCAGCCAACCGGUGAGUGCAGCCUGCGGAAACAUCUCUGUGGAAGCUGACGUCUCUGGAUUCAGGUAUUGGUUCCACGUCCAAGGAAGUUACUGGACCAGACGGGAAGAAGGCCUGGAUGAAUCCACUUGUCAAGAUGAAGGGACCAUUGAUGUACAGCAAGGGCCGUAUGGGUAGGCAAUUCGGUGAUCACGAGUGGGAUGCUUUCGCUGCAACUGCACCGCCUGGAAUGGAGUCGGCGUAGCGGGAGAGAUCUUCCCUGAGCAGCUGUCCAUCCUGUAGACGAUUCUGUCUUCGAAUUGAAGUCAGUAUGGCAAGUGCUAGACCUUCACCAUUUACUCACUUUGCUGGUUGCAGAGCUUCUCUGCGCUUAGAGUGGUUGAAAAGCAGUAUGCAGUCCGAAGUCGGUUUUGUGUGUAAACUCCAUAGUUCUUGACACGUAUCAUGAGCC